Molecule: messenger RNA, 2499 nt
Organism: Aspergillus heteromorphus CBS 117.55
Lineage: Eukaryota; Fungi; Ascomycota; Eurotiomycetes; Eurotiales; Aspergillaceae
Product: alpha/beta-hydrolase
Exons: 7
Coding region: 1-2499 (832 amino acids)
Biological process (GO): peptidyl-arginine methylation; proteolysis
Molecular function (GO): protein-arginine omega-N monomethyltransferase activity; serine-type carboxypeptidase activity
Source: RefSeq, a predicted model, not a curated record
AUGAGCGAUCAAACUGCGUCCUCGGGGCCCGUGACCAUUGUGGUCGAGCACCUGGACCCUGAGUUGGGCGUUUGGUCUGGCUUAGAGUAUGGAUGUAUUGCCCGGGAAUCCCACGCCGCCGGGAGCAGAUUUCUCCUCAGCUCUGUGCCCACCUCCUUGCAGAUGCCAGAAGACUUGGCUGCUACCCCGGGGCUUAACGUCGAGCAUCGGAGUGUCGAAGAGAUCUUUGCGGAUCGGAAAUCCCGGGUCUGCUUGCUAGACCCGGCUGCUCAAGUUGAGCUGAGCCCUGCUGAUGCGGAGACAUUCGAUGUCUUCCUCUUCGGAGGUAUUCUUGACCGGACGUCCGAACUACGAAAGAAAGGCUACGCCGGCAGACGGCUGGGGCCCAAGCAGAUGACCACCGACACAGCUGUACGUGUGACGCGCAUGGUCGUGCACGAGAAAGUGCCCCUGGACCAAAUCUCUUAUGUCGAUUACCCGGAGAUUCUAAUCAACGAGCAUGAACGGACCGAGAUGCCCUUCCGCUAUGUGAAGGGCGAGGACGGCCAACCAAUCAUGCCCAAGGGUAUGGUUGAUUUGAUUAAGAAGGAUGCCGAUCAGGGCAUUGAUGAUCUGAUGAUCUCAUUAUCAUUCCGCGGGGGUUCCGGGAGGAGGAGGGAUGUCUCGCCCUCCGCCCCAAUAUCAUCCUGGCUCCUAUCGGCCCUAUUCCUUCUAAGCCCGGCGUUGGUUUCAGCUAAGUCUGCGGCGGACUACUAUGUUCACUCCUUACCGGGUGCCCCCGAGGGUCCCCUGUUAAAAAUGCAUGCCGGCCAUAUCGAGGUGGACCAGCAAAGCAAUGGAAACCUUUUCUUCUGGCAUUUCCAGAAUCGCCAUAUCGCAAAUCGCCAGCGAACUGUCAUUUGGUUGAACGGUGGCCCCGGGUGCAGCUCAAUGGACGGCGCAUUGAUGGAGGUUGGCCCGUAUCGCCUGAAGGAUAACGAAACGCUGGUGUAUAAUGAGGGAUCUUGGGAUGAGUUUGCCAACUUGCUGUUUGUCGACCAGCCAGUCGGAACCGGUUUCAGUUAUGUCAAUACCGACAGCUAUCUCCACGAGCUUGAUCAGAUGUCAGCCCAGUUUAUUACGUUUUUGGAAGAGUGGUUCAGAUUGUUUCCGGAGUAUGAACGCGAUGAUAUAUAUAUUGCUGGGGAGUCUUACGCCGGUCAACAUAUCCCAUACAUUGCCAAGGCUAUUCAAGAACGGAAUGAGAAAAUACAAGAAAAGAAUAUGGCCCAGUGGGGCUUGAAGGGUCUCCUGAUCGGCAAUGGCUGGAUAUCCCCAAGUGAACAAUAUCUCUCUUAUCUGCCUUUUGCAUACGAGGAAGGCCUCAUCAAGGAAGGCAGUAGGACCGCAAAGGAGCUUGAGGUGUUGCAGUCAGUUUGUCAGUCCAGAUUGGAAACGGGCAAGAACAAGAUUCACCUAAACGAUUGCGAGAAGGUUAUGAAUGGGCUGUUGGAUAGGACGAUUGACUCGAACAACCAAUGUUAUAAUAUGUACGACAUCCGUCUUCGUGACAGCACCGAUGCCUGUGGUAUGAACUGGCCGACGGACUUGGUGGAUGUGAAGCCCUACUUGCAACGACAGGACGUGGUGCAGGCUCUGAAUAUCAACCCCGAAAAGAAAUCGGGAUGGGUCGAGUGCUCGGGGGCCGUGGGCAGCGCUUUCAAUCCUCAACAAUCCGUGCCAUCUGUUCGACUCCUCCCCGGUCUGCUGGAGUCCGGAAUCUCUAUCCUUCUUUUCAGCGGCGACAAGGAUCUCAUUUGCAAUCAUGUGGGGACUGAGCAGCUAAUCAACAACAUGAAAUGGAGCGGGGGUACUGGUUUCGAAACUUCCCCGGGCGUCUGGGCUCCAAGGCACGACUGGAGUUUUGAAGGUGAACCGGCUGGAAUCUAUCAAUAUGCCAGGAACCUGACCUACGUGCUUAUCUACAACGCAAGCCAUAUGGUCCCUUACGACCUUCCCCGGCAAACCCGAGACAUGCUUGACCGCUUCAUGAAUGUCGACAUUGCGAGUAUUGGAGGAAGCCCGGCGGACUCGCGCAUUGAUGGCGAGAAACUGCCUCAGACAUCCGUUGGCGGACAUCCGAACAGCACCGCGGCAGAGGAGCAGGCGAAGGAAAAGAUCAAGGAAACGGAAUGGAAAGCCUACGCCAAAUCCGGGGAGGCCGUUCUUGUGGUCGUCAUCAUUGGCGUGUCAGUCUGGGGCUUCUUCAUCUGGCGUAGCCGCCGGCAUCACCGUGGAUACAAGGGCGUCUGGCAUAAGGACAUGAGCGGGAGCUCUGUCCUGGAACGGUUCCACAACAAGCGCACUGGAGGCGCGGACGUCGAAGCUGGAGAUUUCGACGAGGCUGAACUCGAUGAUCUUCAUUCACCUGGCUUGGAGAGAGAGCACUACGCCGUCGGUGAUGAUAGUGAUGAUGAGGACGACACCUCCCGGCAGCAUUCGCGACAGCAUCUAUCAUGA